AGUUUUGUAAUUAGACUAUGUUUAAUACUCCUAAUUAGUGUCAAACAUCCGAUGUGACAUGUGCUAAAAUUUAGCACAUGCCUCCCAAACACCCCAUAAGACAUGAGGUUGAGGUAUCUUGUAAUAAUAAUAUAUUGAUCGUUUCUCGAUUGUUGGGGAGGCAAUUUUGGUAGUGCUGUAACUGUUGCGACUUGCAAAGUGUUGAAGCUUUAAUAGAUGAUGACCUCUGUAGCAUUAUAUAGCUCUCCUUUUAUACCACGGCUACGGAUUACUUCAUAUCAGGCAUGUCUCUCAAAGUUGCCCAACCCUAGCUGACGCUGGCACAUCCAGAUCCAGCCAGGGAAUCUCAUUGUUUUGGGAAUCGCCAGAUCCUAUUUAUUGGGAUUGGGUUGUAUGCACGUCAGGAUUUGGAAAGAUACGGCCGGUUAACAGGGGCGGCGACGAUCUCACAAGAAGCUCGGAUGAGGAGCAGCAGAUUGGUUAUCAUCUCACAAGCUCCAACAAGAUGCAAAAGACCUGCGAGGAAGAGACUGACGGCUGCUUCAGAUUCAAGUGUGCGAUGCAUCCAAUACUGUUGCCACAGGGUUCUUGGAACAAGAUUAUUAACCUAGUAGGCAUAGAGCUUACUGGAGUCUGGCAAACAAUUGCCCGCAAGAGGAAUCAUGACUAAAGAUUCAUUCACUUCUGAAGAUGGCAUAGACCUUUCGUGCUCCAAUUGUGUUGUGUCUAAGGCUGGUGAUGGUGGCCCACUUUUUGAUGGUGAUGGGAAGUUUGUUGGAAUGAACCUUGUUUUGGGUAAUACAAGAGGCCCGUUCAUGCAAGGGAGCAUCGUUAUUGAAAAAUUGGAGCAGUUUGAGAAUACUAUCCAAUUGCUUGCAAGCAGGAUAUCUCGGGUUAGAAGAAUUAGUGCACCUAGGUUUAAACUUCUACAUGGGAAUCAACAUUCUAAACAGGAAGAUUAUCUAGACUCCUUGGGCUACCCGAAGCGAUCAAUAUCUGCGGUUGAUUGUGGCAUGGUUUUGGUUAAUUCUUUUGAAGAGACUUUUGGUGACACAUAUGAUUCUAGUAAAGGUGUCUGGGGUGCACUCUGUGAAACAAUCUCGAAAGAUUUAUCUCAAAGUGUUGUCUCCCUUGCUUCAUACAAUGGAGAAACAAGGUUUUUUGCUUGUUCAGGCAUAAUUACAAAAUGGAAUGGAUGCACCACUAUUCUGACUUCAGCGAGCUUGGUUAGAAAUCGUCGUGAUGAAAGCAAGAUCCAUGAAAACCUCAGGAUUGAUGUGUUGCUUUCAGACAAACAGCACACUGAAGGGACAUUGCAACAUUGCCACUUGCACUAUAAUGUCGCUAUUGUCAGUUUCAAGGCAAACACUUCUGUAGCAGCAGAUAUUUAUAGUCCAAGGUCAUAUAGGUAUUCCGGCGAAGUGGUAGCGUCGGGCGUGUCUUUGAAUCAGGCAUGUUAAUGGCGACAAGAGAGGAUCACUGACUCGACGGCGUUCGGAGAGAAGAUUUGAUUGCAUUAAUUUGGUUUACUCCAGUUGUGAGAUCACUAAGGCUGGGAUUGGAGGACCUCUUGUUAAUUUUGAUGGGAAAUUUGUUGGUACGAACUUCUAUGAUGUGAAAGAAGGAACUCCGUACCUACCACAAUCCAGCAUUCUUGAAGUUCUGGAUUAUUUCGAGAAGAAAAGGAUUGUUGCUGAAGCUGAUGAUGAUGGUUUUAUAAAUAGGUGGCCUGUGCCCAAGCCAUUUUGGCGCCAUCUCGAUGAGCAUCAUCAGAAUGAGGACAAAGAAGGGCACAGUUGAUGUACAUGUACCCGGGAGCUCUUUGGCCAAGCUGAUCGACCACCAAUAGAUAUCCCAGUCAAGCCGUCUCCAUUCUCUAGCAAGUGUUUUUUCGUUCCCAGAACAGUAGUGAACCUGUUGUUUGAGAAGCUUGUAAAAAAAGUGAAAAGAGCAAUUGGUCGAACACAUACCUCAAAAUGCGUUGUGUUGCGCUCUCGAUUGGUCUUUGCCCUCCCUACAGAUAUAAUUAUGAUCGAUUUUCUGUGGCUAUUUGUAGGCACUAGGAUUUGUAGGUACGAUGGUAUCCUGAAGACAUCUCCCCUGCUGAUGAAACAACAUUCAGUUGCCGAGUUGCGUGAAGAUGCUUGGGGAAGCUGAACAGCAAGUUGGAGGAAUGAGCCCAAAAGCCAGGUGAUGAUCUUCUGCGAUCAGUGGCGUCAAGAUGCCUGUAUAUAUAGUGCUGGUCCUGAACCAUAGCUAAAGCACAUCAAUCCUGUAAGCAUCCAGGGCGAAAUUUCAGACACACCGACUCCACUAGACUGUAAGAAGAUUCAGUUACUUGAAAACAGAAUUACAUUUUACAGGCAUUGUGUUUCAGAUUCCGAACAGCAAAACUGGUAAACGGGACAAAGCACAAGGUAUCAAUAAAGCCAAGGCAGAGUGGCAGCUAA
Molecule: messenger RNA, 2450 nt
Organism: Setaria italica (foxtail millet)
Lineage: Eukaryota; Viridiplantae; Streptophyta; Magnoliopsida; Poales; Poaceae
Exons: 12
Coding region: 663-1460 (265 amino acids)
Source: RefSeq, a predicted model, not a curated record